AACAAGAAGAAAAAAGAACCUAUUUUCACUCAUUAUUGUGAUACAUGUGAUCGUGGUUUUAAAAACAAGGAGAAAUAUGAGGAACAUAUCUCUCAGCACAGACAGUGUACAGAAGUUGGCUGUAGUUUCAGUGCACAUGAAAAACUGGUUCAGAUCCAUUGGAAAAAUAUGCAUUCGCCUGGUGCCAAAAGAAUCAAAUUGGACACUCCAGAGGAAAUUGCAAAAUGGAGGGAGGAAAGAAGAAAAAAUUUUCCUACUUUGGCAAAUAUCGAAAAGAAGAAAACAGUACAGAUGCAAAAGGAGCAACGUGGAGAGGUACUUAGAACACUGGAGUUUGGCAAAAUGAAGGGAAUGUGGAAACCACCUCACUGUGAAACUUCUAGGCAACAAGGAAAAGCAAGAAAGCGAACAAAUCGCUUCUGGAACAAAUCCAGGAAUAUGUCUCAUGAUAAGGAUCUCCUCUUGCACGCUUCUGCAAAUGGUGUAGAGAGCCAUGGAACUGAGAAGGAAGUUAAAAGACAGCCUGCUGGAGACGCAGACCCUUCUCUGAGAGAUGUUGAUCCCCUUAGUAUUUUGGCCAGUAAUGAUCCUGAUUCAGACAAAGAAGCAGGAAAUGAAAAAGAUGCAACCCUGGGAAUUAGUGUAAUUCCAAAGCAAGUCACUUCAGCUUUGAGCUCACUGGUAACCAGCUAUGGCAGUUUGUCAGAAAGUGAAAGUGAUCAAGAUGAGCCCAUCAAGACUGCAGCAAAAGGACUUGAUGAAAACCAAGCAAUCCUCAGAUGUAUGCCUCAGUCUUCAAACAUCCCUCAAGGCUUAGAAGACACAAGCAGCAAAGAAGCUGUUAAUCAUAUAGAUGCCACAUCGAGAAGACCUGAUCCACGCACAGUACAAACCCAAGGUCGAAACAGACAGAAGAAAGCAUUUUCCGUAAUACCAAAGCGCCGUCCAACUCUCCUGGAAAUGCUGUUAGCAAAGGACAUACGGCAUGAAAGAAAUGUAAUUCUUCAAUGUAUUCGCUAUAUCCUUCGAAAUGAUAUCUUUGGACUCCAUUUGCAGACUGAAUUAACAGCACAUUUAGAGACUGGACAGACUUCUCAAGCUGUGCAAGAGCUAUUGGCAGACAGGCCUAGUGAAACUAACAGCUCUCAUAGUUUGCCCAACCAGUUAACAGGACAGAAUGGAUUACCUGGAGAUCAAAGCAAGGAAGCAACUGUGUCCCAGAUAUUACCAGUUUCUCAUGCUCCUGAUGAGGAAAUUUGGGAAACUGCUGAAAUCUAUAGUGAAGAGAACUAACCCUUUGGAAUAAUUGGAAGGCUGGCGGUCCACUUUAGGAUUAUGUUGAAAAUAACCAGAUUGCACGUGGUAUCAUAAGAGUUUGUCUAGACUACAGCUUCCCUGAUGGAAAGUUGGCAUCCAUUUUGCUACUGUUUUGAUUUUACAAUAUUUUUUGAUGAUUUUAUUUUUGCAUCUCAUAAUUUGAAUAGAAAUUGGAUUAAAAUUAUAUUAUUGAAUAAAGUUUAUUCAAAUUUUCUAACAAAUGAAAGAAA
Molecule: messenger RNA, 1547 nt
Organism: Sceloporus undulatus (fence lizard)
Lineage: Eukaryota; Metazoa; Chordata; Lepidosauria; Squamata; Phrynosomatidae
Gene: NUFIP1
Product: nuclear FMR1 interacting protein 1
Exons: 8
Coding region: 169-1293 (374 amino acids)
Biological process (GO): box C/D snoRNP assembly
Cellular component (GO): nucleus
Molecular function (GO): RNA binding
Source: RefSeq, a predicted model, not a curated record